GCCCGUUUUUAGUUUUUUAGCCCAUCAACCAAUGCAAGGUUUUAGUUUGGUAGAACCCUGAAACGUUACGAGUGCAGAACCAACUCAAACCCUAAAAACUCUCCGAUAAGGAAAUGGCCUCCGUCGCCGGAAACACCGCGAGAUCGAUAUUCCGAUCAUCCUCCGCUUGUCGUACUGCAUUCCGAAUCGGUUCGGAAGCUAAAGCGGCUCGUUCUACUUUCCGAAUUCCCUCCAGUAAACCUACAUCGCAAUCCGCAUUCAGGAGUCCUGUUGAAUUGAGCUUCUGUGUGGAAUCAAUGUUGCCGUUUCAUUCGAUAACUGCUUCCGCGUUGAUGACUUCAAAGUUAGUAGUUUCUCAACGCAGCUAUGGUUGGCUUCCUGAAGGUAGCUAAACAUCUGUAGGAUUCCUUGUGUUCUUUCUUCAAUUUAUUUUUCGGGCAAAGAGAAGACUAUUUGAAGAUCAAGAAGCAAGGUUGGGAUGACAUGGAUCUCUUAUGGUGUUCAACUUUAAACAAAAGGAAAAUCUGAUUAAGAAAAAUUGCUAGAUAUCUAUCCCUAAUUAUUUUAUACAUUUAGAGCAAAUUUGUUUGCUCUUGGGUUAGUGAAUAUCAUUAAGCUGGAUUCUCAGUUUAUUGUGUUUUAGGAAAUAAUUAUUUCUGUUUUUACCAAUCAUAUUGUUCCAUAUUUUAUACAUCUUGAAUGUAAUUGUUGACACUUUGAAUAUGAUUUUUAGACUUUUUUUAUCA
Messenger RNA from Vicia villosa (hairy vetch), 746 nucleotides. RefSeq names its product protein NUCLEAR FUSION DEFECTIVE 6, mitochondrial-like. Bases 114 to 392 code for a protein of 92 amino acids. Lineage: Eukaryota; Viridiplantae; Streptophyta; Magnoliopsida; Fabales; Fabaceae. Gene Ontology annotation, cellular component: mitochondrion. The record is from RefSeq and is a predicted model, not a curated record. The transcript has 4 exons.